AGGGAAAUGGGCGUGGUCUCACUGAAGCGCGGGAAGUGCAGAUUUUCGCCGCGGUGGUGGCUGUGUGACUAUGACCCUGGAACAGGAGCUUCGCCAGCUAAGCAAGGCCAAGGCCAGGGCCCAGAGGUAUGGGCAGCUGCGCGAGGAGGCGGUCUACUGCCACCAGCUGGGGGAGCUGCUGGCUAGCCACGGCCGCUUCAUGGAAGCUUUGGAGGAGCACAAGCAGGAGCUACAUCUGCUAGAGAGCGUCCAGGACACCCUAGGCUGCGCUGUGGCUCACCGCAAGAUCGGAGAGCGGUUGGCUGAGAUGGAGAAUUACCCUGCUGCUCUGAAGCACCAGCAUCUCUACCUGGACUUGGCUGGGUCCCUCUCCAACCACAUCGAGCUGCAGAGAGCCUGGGCCACCAUUGGCCGCACCCAUCUAGAGGUAUAUGAUCACUGCCACUCAAGAGAUGCCUUGCUGCAGGCACAGGCUGCCUUUGAGAAGAGCUUGGCCAUUGUGGAUGAGAAACUAGAGGGGACGCUGACGCAGCGAGAACUGAGUGAGAUGAGGACUCGACUCUACCUCAACCUGGGCCUCACCUUUGACAGUCUGCAGCAGACAGCCCUGUGUAACAACUACUUCAAAAAGAGCAUCUUUCUUGCUGAGCAGAACCAUCUCUCUGAAGAUCUGUUCCGUGCCCAAUACAACCUGGGUGCCAUCCACUGGCGCGGAGGACAGCACUCUCAGGCCAUGCGCUGUCUGGAGGGGGCCCGGGAGUGUGCACGCACCAUGAAGAUGAGAUUCAUGGAGAGUGAAUGCUGCGUGCUGCUGUCCCAGGUGCUCCAAGAUCUGGGGGACUUUCUGGCUGCCAAGCGAGCCCUGAAGAAGGCCUAUAGGUUAGGCUCCCAGAAGCCUGACCAGAGAGUGGCUGUCUGUCAGAGCCUCAAGUAUGUAUUGGCAGUGAUCCAGCUGCAGCAGCAGCUGGAAGAGGCUGAGGCCAGUGAUCCUCACCGUGCCAUGGCUGUCUGUGAACAGUUGGGAGACCUUUUCUCCAAGGCGGGUGACUUUCCCAAGGCCUCUGAGGCUUACCUGAAGCAGCUUCGCUUCGCUUCGCUGUUGCACAGGCCAGAUCUUGAGUUGGCUGUCAUCCAUGUGUCCCUGGCCACCACACUGGGGGACAUGAAGGAUCACCGAAGGGCUGUGUACCACUAUGAAGAAGAACUGAGGCUUCGCAAGGGCAAUGCCCUGGAGGAAGCUAAGACUUGGUUCAACAUUGCGCUGUCCCGUGAGGAAGCUGGCGAUGCGUAUGAACUGCUAGCUCCUUGCUUCCAGAAGGCUUUUAGCUGUGCCCAGCAGGCCCAGCGGUUCCAGCUGCAACGGCAGAUCUUGCAGCACCUCUAUACUGUGCAACUAAAGUUGCAACCCCAAGAGGCUCCUGGCACCCAAACGAGACUACAGGAACUGAGUACAGCAAAAGACACGGAGGAAGAGGAGGAGGAGGAGGAGGAGGAAGUAGAAGCCAGCGAGGCCCUGGAGACCAGUGAACUGGAGCUCUCAGAGAGCGAGGAUGAUGAUGACGGCCUGUCUCAGCAGCUGGAGGAAGAUGAGGAGCUUCGGGGCUGUGUGGGCCGGCGGAAGGUAAACAAGUGGAACCGGCGUAACGACAUGGGAGAGACCCUGCUGCACCGAGCUUGCAUCGAAGGCCAGCUGCGCCGCGUCCAGGACCUCGUGAGGCAGGGCCAUCCCCUGAAUCCCCGAGACUACUGUGGCUGGACACCUCUACAUGAAGCGUGCAACUAUGGGCAUCUUGAGAUCGUGCGCUUCCUGCUGGACCACGGAGCUGCAGUGGACGACCCAGGUGGCCAGGGUUGCGACGGCAUCACCCCCCUGCAUGACGCCCUCAAUUGUGGCCACUUCGAGGUAGCUGAACUACUCAUUGAGCGAGGGGCGUCUGUAACUCUCCGUACUAAGAAGGGCCUCAGCCCACUGGAGACACUGCAGCAGUGGGUGAAGCUGUACUUGAAGGACCUUGACCUUGAGACGAGACAGAAGGCGGCAUCCAUGGAGAGGAGGCUCCAGAUGGCCUCCUCAGGCCAAGCCCCCUGCAGCUCCCCUGCCCUCCAGACCAUUCCAAAUAACCAUCUAUUUGAUCCUGAGACCUCUCCUCCCUCAAGCCCCUGCCCAGAAUCCUCCACGUGUACCCCUAGACCUCCAGGGGCUUCCUCAGCUCCUGCCAAGGUCUUUGUGGAGAAAACUCUGUCUGCGGUAUCGAGACCUCGAAGGAGCAGGCACAGGCCAACCAGCAGCAGUAGCAGCUCAGGGGAGGAAGACAACAUUGUUUCCUGCAGGCCGUCUCAGAAAAGACUGAGACCCUCUGCUACAGCACAGCAGGAUAAAGCCCAGAUACCUGAGCCAUCCAAAAGUAGAGAGACAGCCACAUCAAAUGCUUGCCGGGCCGCUUACCAAGCAGCCAUCCGAGGCGUGGGGAGCGCCCAGAGCCUUCGCUCGGUGCCUAGCCUGCCUCGAGGCUCAGGUGAAGUCCCUGCCCCCAAGGCAGCGCUCAUUCCCGAGGAGGAAUACCUGGCUGGGGACUGGCUGGAGUUAGAUACACCUCUGACCUGCAGCAGCAGGCCCAGCACCUCAAGGUCAGACUAUGAACGAUACCCUGUCAGGCCCCAGACUCUUGCCAGGCAGAGCCGCACGACACGCCUUGAUGGUUGGUGUACACGGACUAAAGCAGGAGAUGGCAGUCUGACUGCCGAGCCUCCGGAGAACCCCAGCGUGCCUAGGACCUCGGGGCCCAGCAAGGAAAAUUGUUCAGCAGGCCAGCCUUUGCCUCUGGGCCAGCCCCCUCCCUUCCGGGUUCGAGUUCAAAUUCAGGAUAACCUUUUCCUCAUCCCUGUCCUGCACGGCAGUGACGUCUGUUCUGUGGCCUGGCUAGCAGAGCAAGCUGCCCAGCGCUACUACCAAACCUGUGGGCUACUUCCAAGGCUCACCCUGCGGAAGGACGGAGCACUGCUGGCCCCCCAGGACCCCAUCCCCCAUGUGCUGCAGAGUAAUGAUGAGGUAUUGGCUGAAGUAACUUCAUGGGACCUUCCCCCGCUGACCGACCGCUACCGCAGGGCCUGUCAGAGCCUGGGGCAAGGGGAGCACCAGCAAGUGCUGCAGGCCUUGGAGCACCAGAGUUCAAGCCCUUCGUUUAGUGCUUGUUCCCUGGCCUUGCGCCAAGCCCAGCUCACCCCCCUGCUGCGGGCCCUCAAGUUACACACAACACUCCGGGAGUUGCGCCUUUCUGGGAACCGACUGGGUGACUCAUGUGCUGCUGAGCUGCUGGCGACCCUGGCCACCAUGCCUAACCUGGUCCUCCUUGAUCUCUCUUCCAAUCACUUGGGCCAGGAAGGUCUGCGCCAGCUUGUUGAAGGCUCCUCGAGCCAGGCUGCUUUACAGAACUUGGAGGAACUGGACUUAAGCAUGAAUCCACUAGGAGAUGGCUGCGGUCAGGCUCUGGCCUCCCUUCUGCGGGCCUGCCCCAUGCUCAGUACCCUACGCCUACAGGCCUGUGGCUUCAGCCCCAGCUUCUUCCUGAGCUACCAGGUUGCCCUGGCUGGUGCCUUCCAAGAUGCUGAGCACCUGAAGACCUUGUCCUUGUCUUACAACACGCUCGGCGGCCCUGCCCUGGCAAGGGUGCUGCAGAGCUUACCUGCGUGUGCCCUCCUACGUUUGGAGCUUAGCUCGGUGACAGCCAGCAAAAGCAACUUGGGUCUCAUAGAGCCUAUUGUCAAAUACUUGACUAAGGAAGGCUGUGCUCUGGCCCACCUAACCCUGUCUGCAAACUACCUGAGUGACAAGGCUGUGAGAGAACUGAGCAGGUGUCUCCCUUGCUGCCCCUCACUUGUCUCUCUGGACCUCUCUGCCAACCCUGAGGUCAGCUGUGACAGUCUGGAGGAGCUCGUGUCUGCCCUCCAAGAGCGUCCCCAAGGCCUCAGCUUCCUUGGCCUGUCAGGCUGCUCCAUUCAGGGGCCCCUGAAGCCUGACCUCUGGGACAAGAUCCUCGUGCAGCUGCAGGAGCUGCAGUUGUGCAGCAAACACCUGAGCCCAAAGGACCGAGACGCCCUCCGGAGACUGCCAGCGGGUGCGUGCACACUGGACCAAGGUCCCAAGCUCUUCUUUAAAUGCCUCUGACCCUGGCCCUGUCGUUUCUGCCCAAAUCAAUAAAUAAUUAACUUAAUAAAGUGAGCCGCUGUCUC
Molecule: messenger RNA, 4230 nt
Organism: Meriones unguiculatus (Mongolian gerbil)
Lineage: Eukaryota; Metazoa; Chordata; Mammalia; Rodentia; Muridae
Gene: Tonsl
Product: tonsoku like, DNA repair protein
Exons: 26
Coding region: 71-4165 (1364 amino acids)
Molecular function (GO): protein binding
Source: RefSeq, a predicted model, not a curated record